Elaeis guineensis (African oil palm) is the source of this 658-nucleotide messenger RNA. The record is from RefSeq and is a predicted model, not a curated record. Lineage: Eukaryota; Viridiplantae; Streptophyta; Magnoliopsida; Arecales; Arecaceae.
GAAGAUACACUCGCCCGACUCCCUCUGUGAAACCUCUCUCCGAAAAAGAGAAGACAAUUUCACAAACACCAGAACGACGAUGCAGGACUCCACCGUUGGGGAUGCGCCGCGGCUGGGCUCGUGGUUCGGAGAAAGGGGGAGAAGGGGCUCGGAGGGGUAGUGGUGGAGGGGCCAACUGGUAAUCUGGUAGCGAGGGUGGUGGUCCGCCGGCUGGCCAAGGGGUUGGUGGUGGUGGAGCUGGAGAGUGGUGGAGACGCCGAGAGGGGUUUCCUUCAGGGGAAACUUUGGCCGGCGCUGAAGGGGCCCGUCAAGGGAAACGCGAAUUCCGGUUCAGCGGCCGACCGGCCGGACCCGAUUUUAUGAGAGUCUACUUGUUAUUUUAAAUUUAUUUGACUGGGCUCACCGGGAUAUUAGUUCCCGUGAGAUCAUCAACGGUCAAGCGCCGUUUCGAUGCACAUAAGGGGUGUAUUUUCGCAAACAGUUAUCUGAGAUGGAUACAAAAAAGGGGGAAAAAAAGGCUGUUUGAUAAUUGUAAGAACUAAGAUUUCUCAGGUGAUCUUUUUUAUUUGAUUACCUGUUUUAUGGAGGACGGUAAAUUGGAGACUGGUUAAUUAAUUAUUUUUUCAGAAAUACUUACGAAAAGGAUUUUUUUUUUCAA